AUGAAUUCGUACAGCCACAAUUGGGGGCACUCGGGAAGCCACCGUCGCGGCGUCCUCACCGAUGACAACGAAGCUCUGGCUGGUGAACUCUGUGUUAAGGUCGAUCUGCUGCGCGAGCUAUCCAAGAGCAUCGGAGACGAAGUGCGUGAGCAGAAUGCCUUCCUUGAUGGUAGUCUUUCGGAUAUGUUUGCGCGCUCUGAAGGUAUGCUUCGCUCGGCACUGCGACGAGUCGGUCUUAUUCGUCGCGAACAGGGCUACUGUGCUUGUGGUCUCUACUGUCAACUUUUCCUCUUUGCCCUCCUUUUCUUUUUCCUUUGUUGGCUCCUUCUUAAAUUUGCUCGACGCCUUCCAAUGGGUCAUGCUCAGUUCUACGUCCUCUACGAACCAUCCAGUCUGGAAGUACGGGCAAUACCUCAGGGAAAGGACGUGGAUCUCUACGUGAUAGCCGAUGAUGACCUGUAUUACUUUAGGCACCGAAUUCCUCAAAUCGAAAAAUUCUUAAACUCAUCCUCUUCCUUCUCUCUAAAGUCAAAGACAACGCGAUUGGUGAAACUCGAUCCACCUGUACCCUGGGAGGUAAUCUCCCCACCUGUGGAGGUGAAGUCGAUACACCGAUUAAUCAACGCCACCACCACUACCUACUGGUCUUCCAUUCCAACUUUCACCCUCGCCUCAACUGGUCUGGGUGUGGAGAGGCUUUACGUGCCUGCAGCUUUUAGAAGACCCCUUUUCAUAGUAGUUUUCGCGCCCUCUAGUGGAUUUGUUGAAUCUGAUAACGGUGCGGAAUCACUAGCCACUGAGGAGCAGCAAUACCACCACUUCUUUAUUCAGAUUCUUAAAGAGAACGAGGAGGUUGUAUCGACUUAUGAGACAGUUCGAGGUGAAGCAGAAAGGCGAAGCCUCUCCUAUGAUGAACUUACAGCAAUGUUUUCAACCCUCCACGUGGAGUUCCAGCGUGAAACGAAGGUGAAGCCGUCCCUCGUGGCUACUGCGACAUCGCAGCAUUCGAGGGUUCAAAGAAAUGAGGUGGUGAAAGAAAGGGAUGAUGAAAAAGGGUCAUCUGCAUGGGAAUUGUUACAACACUUCUUGUUAAGCUUACUUGAGAAUCUUGUUAAUGUUCUUAUCUAG
Messenger RNA from Echinococcus granulosus, 1128 nucleotides. RefSeq names its product golgi snare bet1-related protein. Lineage: Eukaryota; Metazoa; Platyhelminthes; Cestoda; Cyclophyllidea; Taeniidae. The coding region runs from base 1 to 1128 and encodes 375 amino acids. The transcript has 4 exons. The record is from RefSeq and is a predicted model, not a curated record.